Rosa rugosa (rugosa rose) is the source of this 3697-nucleotide messenger RNA. RefSeq names its product G-type lectin S-receptor-like serine/threonine-protein kinase LECRK3. NCBI's taxonomy places the organism in Eukaryota, Viridiplantae, Streptophyta, Magnoliopsida, Rosales, Rosaceae. Gene Ontology annotation, biological process: protein phosphorylation; recognition of pollen. The transcript is spliced from 2 exons. The coding region runs from base 607 to 2508 and encodes 633 amino acids. Gene Ontology annotation, molecular function: ATP binding; protein kinase activity. The record is from RefSeq and is a predicted model, not a curated record.
CCCUUGUACACAGUCAUUGUAACUAGAAGACUUGUUUUUUGUUUUGGAAAUGCGUGGCGGAGAGGCCAAUGAAGGAGUCGAAAAACUAUUGGAAAUGAGUAUCUAGUACUUCCAAAUUUGGUCGUCAAUUUAUAGUGUCUGAGUAAGGCACUUGAAAAUCUUGAUACAGCCAUACAGGUACCAUUUCUUGAAGGAUCCAAAGCUAUUUUGUAUAAUGAGCUAGGGUCUCUAAAGCAUGAAAAACUCAAACAUGGCUGCAAUUUUUCUUUUACUUCUUCUUCUUCAAGUUGCAGUGCUCAACAAGGGAAUAUCAGCCUAGGUGCUUCUCUAUAUCCCAAUAACAACUCAUAUUGGUUAUCGAAUUCAAGUCAGUUUGCCUUUGGCUUCUACAGGCAAGGAAAUGACCUAGCUGUAGGUAUCUGGUUCGAGAAAACCAAUCCGAAAACAAUCAUCUGGACAACAAAUCGUGAUGCUGUUAAACAAGAGCCACUUGCUAAUGAUGUUCAAUUGACUGUGAGUGACAAAGGAGUGGAGCUCAUUUCAACAAACAAGAAUGCCUUCCUUAUACCAAUUUCAAAUUCUUCGCAGCCUGCUGUCAGGGCCUCCAUGCUUGAUUCAGAUACCAUUGUAUCCAGGCAGCGUCUGUUGGCUGGAACAAAGCUCACCUCCUCCUUCUUGAACACGAAUCAUGCAAGUGGAAGGUUUCAAGUGAUCAUGCAGAGAGAUGGCAACCUGGUUCAGUAUCCAAUUGGUCCAUUUACAUUGAGUUCUAAUCAAUAUUCUUAUUGGAACACUGGGACAUUCACAGCUGGGAACAAUGUGUCCCUCAAUCUUGAUCAAAAUGAGGGGCUCUAUCUUCUUGAUUCCACCGGUUUCAAGAUAAAAAGUUUGUUUUCUCUUCAGAAAGACCUUUCUAUGUAUCGUAGCUAUCGUCUGACGAUUGAUGCUGAUGGAAUACUCCGGUUGUACUCCUACAGUUUGGUUAAGAAUGAUUCCUGGUCAAUUGAUUGGUCACCAACUGAUAGUAAGUGUGCUCCUAUUGGCCUUUGUGGCCUAAAUUCUUAUUGUGUUCUUGUGGAUCCGGAACCUUCCUGUGUAUGUCUCCCUGGUUUCUUUUUCAUUGACGAAGGCCAAAGAUAUUUAGGCUGCAAGAGGAACUUGAGUACAGUUGGUUGCAAAGGUGAGAAUGAAACUUCAUAUUCUAUUGUUGAUGUGGAUAACAUAGAUUGGGAAAACACUCCAUACUCUAUUCUAUCAUUGGAUAAGACUGCUUGUAAAGAGGACUGUUUGAUGGAUUGUAACUGUGAAGCUGCGAUAUUUAUGGACCAGCAGUGUAGAAAACAAAAGCUCCCUCUACGAUUUGGAAGAACUCCCCAAAGCGAUGUGGUGACAACCUUUGUCAAAAAGGGUACUACUGAUGAGAGUUCAGGUACAAAAAUGGUGAGCAAGGGAAGAAAAAAUAUUAACACAAUCAUAUUUAUCAGCAGCACUGCAACUUUAACUUUUUCACUCGUUUUUAUGGCAAUUACUGGUGUUGUUAUAUAUAGAUAUCGUGUUUGGGAUUACCGAAAGGUUACUAAUUCAGCUGGUGAAGGGUUAAUUGAAGGUGUUACGCUGCGGUCAUAUACAUAUUGUGAACUUGAAAAGGCAACCAAAGGCUUCACCAAUCAAGUGGGAAAAGGAGCUUUUGGGACAGUUUUUAAAGGGGUGAUUGGUGGGAGAGAAGUGGCAAUCAAGCAACUAGAGACAGUGGUGGAUGAAGGAGAGCGAGAGUUUUGUAAUGAGAUGAAUGCAAUUGGGAGAACUCAUCACAAGAAUCUAGUGAAAUUGCUUGGCUACUGUCAUGAUGGAACAAAUAGGCUUCUGGUUUAUGAGUACAUGACCAACGGCUCACUUGCGGAUUUCUUUUUCAAAUCUUAUAGUGGAAGGCCAGCUUGGGAGGAAAGAGUCAGCACAGCCCUCAAUGUAGCUCAAGGUAUACUAUAUCUACAUGAAGAGUGUGAUACACAAAUCAUUCACUGUGACAUCAAACCAGAAAAUAUACUGAUGACUGAGCAGAAAUGUGCAAAGCUUGCUGAUUUCAGAUUAGCCAAGCUGUUGAAAGCUGACCAAUCCAGGACAUAUACUGGCUUCAGAGGAACCAGGGGUUAUGUUGCACCUGAGUGGCACAGGAACAUGUCGAUAACAGUGAAAGCAGACGUGUACAGCUUCGGGAUUGUAUUGUUGGAGAUCAUAUGCUGUCAAAGAGGUUCGACUAUGGACAUACCUGAGGAUCAAUUAACUAUUGAAAAUUGGAUGUACCAUUGUUUGGAGGCCAAUGAACUGGAUAAGCUAGUGAAGGAUGAUGAUGACAUUGACAUGAGUAAACUACGGGAGAUGGUUAAGCUUGGUCUUUGCUGCAUCCAGGAGGAGCCAUCAUUGCGCCCUUCGAUGAAGAAGGUGGUACUAAUGCUGGAAUGGAAUCUAGAGAUACCAUCCCCUCCAAAUUCUUUCAGUUCCAAUCAUUGACGAGCCUUGCACUAGACAACAUCUAGAGUUGGCAAUUGUGUAUGUAGCUGAUUAGUAUACCUGUCUAUUCUUUAGUUUCUCCAUCUUUUCAUUUUGCUUUGUUUUUUUAUUACAAUUGUUCUUCAUAUAUUAUUGCUACAGACGGUAAGGAUAAAAUGAGUAAUAAGAACAUUACAGACUGCAACAUGUCUAAUUAUAGAUGUUUCAUUAAUAUCUGUUGAGUAACAUAUUAUCUUCUAAUAUCUGGUAAGUAAUUGUUCUUGCAAUUGGGGAUAUUCAAAUAUGCCAAGUCUAACUUUCAUAUUCUCUUCAUAAUAUUCGAUGAGCAAUUAGCUUAUGGUUCAAAAGAAGUUUAUUGUAUAGUUUUUUACCUCUUGAUUGGGGAAUAACAUUGUUGAAAGGGAUCAAAGGAGUUGAAGAUUGGAAAUGAACGUGGCGGCCUCAUUGCAAACUUUUCUAAGGAACAUUGUUGAAAGUUUUACUUCAGAAAGAUGAAUGUGAGUUUUAAUAGAUUCUUAACUACCGAUCAAAGUGCAAAGAACAAAAUGAGUAAAUUCUCCAAAACUUUGAAUUUCAGUAAUUUUGUCAUUGUCAGGUCAAAAUUCACACAUGUUAAUUGAAUUUUGACACAUGUAGCUCACUAAAGUUUCAAAAAAAUUUACAAUAUUCUGAAAUUUUAACGAUAAAGUUAACGACAGUGAGUUAAGUGUUAAUAACCGGAAUAUCCAUCUUAGUGGUUAUUUAUUCUACAUUUUUAGUUCGACCUAAAAUAGCAACAGUUCAUCCAAUCAGUUAGUGACCAAAAGUGUGGAACUUACAGAAUUGCUGAAGCAAAGGAAUGUGGUUUCGUAGCUGACACAACCAAUACUCCGCAAUCUGGAAGUUGUCAAUCAAUAUGAUGCGGAGGUUGACCUGCUCGAUAAAGAGACUAUUGUUAGAAAUAGAAUUUAUCCCAGACUUGGUAGGGUAAACAAAGGUAGUAACUAAAUCCGAUCAUAGUUACCUCUGAGUUGUAUCAGUAAUGUGCUUCUAAAUUCCCAAACAAAGACUUCCCUUGUGCACCACAGCCAAGGGCUUAAAAACAAAGACAUAUGUUACACAUAUCAAAUACGAAAAGAAAGACAGACCGUUUAGUUUUUCGACUCCUUCAUUGGCCUCUCCGCCACGCAUUUCCAAGUGCCUAUCUUUC